Messenger RNA from Cadophora gregata, 1041 nucleotides. RefSeq lists its product as uncharacterized. Lineage: Eukaryota; Fungi; Ascomycota; Leotiomycetes; Helotiales; Ploettnerulaceae. The record is from RefSeq and is a predicted model, not a curated record. The transcript has 2 exons. The coding region runs from base 1 to 1041 and encodes 346 amino acids.
AUGAUAUCUAGACAAUUGGCCGAACUCAGUUUUCUCCGUAAAACAUCAACAUUCAUUGUAUCGACACUCGUUACCCAACGCUCGUUACCGCGCUCAAUACAACAUCAUCUUGCCUUUGCCAUCACCGACCUACAUUUGGACUCCACAAAGGGCAAACUUUCACCAAUCAACCCACAUCUCAUGGUUCCUAAAUCGGCGAAGAAGGGCCUCCAGCGGCAACAGCCGGCACCAGGCAUCGCCCAAAGCUUAAUCGAAUCAGUCGCCGACGUUCACGAGGGCUUCGAAGAUAUGCUGAAUAACUUCGGGAAGCUUCACAUAGAAUCUCCUGAGGCAGCUAUCGAACACCCGGCAUGGCAGAAUCAUUCUUCUGGUUGGGAACUUGCCAAGGAGUUAUGCACGACAUACCAGCUUGACCGGGACGUACUGCCUUGGUGGGAGCUGGAGGUUGAUGAGCAAGUCCGAUGCAUGGGAGAUUCUGCAUGUCAGAUCUCCAACAAGGAAUUAGACAUGGCAGCUCUUGAUACUCAUUUCAUAUUAGAGCACAACAGUAAAGGACGCAUUCCUCUCACAGAGAUAUCUCCAGAUUUGGAAGAGUCACUUGCACUGGUUGAUGAGGUUUUGCCAAUCACCUCUUCCUCGGAGAGGGAAGCAGUGUCGCCGGCAAUGUCGCGCCUUCCAGGGGAGAGCGAAAUUGAUUGGCCAGGGGGUUCGCUGUAUUUCGGUGACCACUUACAGAAUCAUGAGUCUGUUCUCGAGCUCCGUGUCCCGAAAAGGGAUUUACCAAAUGAGCAACCCACAUUUGCUCCUGGAUUUGUCAGAGAAAUGAUCAUGAAGCCUGACGGCUCAAAGUUCGUCGUGACUAGCAUCCACCAUCUCACGACAUACAAGCCUAGCAAGCCAUCCUCCUUGAUAAGCUCGAAAAGAAAGUUUCACUCGACUGCAUUACUUUUACGGGCACCGAGCAGCACAGUGUUCUAUCAGAGCGUAUUCCGUGUCUGCCGUCACACCGAAAAAGUCUCAAAAGCUCCAAAUGGCACGUGA